UAAAGUCUUUUUAUUAUUUUUCCAGAAACCAGGGACAUAUUCAUACAGACCCUUAAAGAAUUUGAAAGAAGGCACAGUGGUUGAUGUCUAUGGAAUUGUGAAAUUUUUUAAGUUGCCCUUUAAAACGAGGGGAACUGAUUUUAUGAUGAUCGUGACAAUUGUUGAUGAGUCACUAAUUCAAGUUGGUGAAAAAUUGAAAUGUUUGCUAUUUUCACAUGAAGAAGAAAAUUUACCCCAAGUGAAAAUUGGUAGCGUCAUUAGAUUCCACAGAUUACGUGUUAAUGUCCAUAACAGGGAAUUGCAAGGAAGGAAUGGAGCUGGCUUCUCCUGGUUAGUUGUUGAUAACCAGAGAGAUGGCUGCUUAGUUCCUAAAACUUCCAGCACGAAUUACACUUUCACAGAUUUUGACAGGCAGAAGAUUAAAAGCUUGUUUUGUGUGAAACUGCAAAAUCAAGAACUUAGGAGCCAAGAUUUGGUAAAAAAUCUUCAGCAACUCAGAGAAGGAAUAUAUUUUGAUUUCCUCUGCCAAGUUGUGGCUGUCUCGGCUGUCGAUCUCAACGUUUGCUAUUUACUUCAAGUCUGGGAUGGCAACCAUCCUUCUUGUCCUCUCUAUGCUGUUGAAGUAAACGAGAGGAAUAUGAUUUUGCACACUGACAUGGAACUAAGGAAAGUCGCCAAAGAUUGGUUGGUUGAUGUCUGUGUCUUUGAUGAUCAUUGUGAAAAAGCUUCAACCAUAAAGCCAGGAAUGUUUGUAAAAUUAUUAAAUCUUCAUUGCCCAAGGCAUAAAAUUCCGGACAUAUUUAAUGCAACAUAUUCUGAAGAAUUGGAGCUUGUUCUCCAUGGAGGAACAUCUUAUGGUCGAGGUAUAAAAAUACUUUCUGAAACAGAUCCAGAAAUAGAAGAUCUCAAAAUGAAAUUAGAGCAAUUAAGAAGAGCUGCUAAGGAGGUGGAAACAACUCGCACAAGUGUUAAACGAAGUGCUGAGAGUUCUCCUUCAAAGAGUGUUAAAAGGAAACCAGUUGAAACAGGUCUGUGUAGUUCUCCCAACAAGAUAGUGUCACGAACAGAUAGUGAAAUGACAAAUGAAUCUGAUGACACUUCAAGUGAAAUCCUCACAGAUAGCCAGUCUAAUUUUGAGGAUUAUGUGAAAGUUGCACCUAAAAUACUUUUUUCCGUUGUCUCAGUUAUUCAAGGCCAUCAAUCUGUCGAGUUCGCUCAUAUCUGUGAUAUUAUUAACACCCCUGCUCCCAUGAAAUUCCGUCUUCUGACCAGAGUUUGGGACUACUGCCCCAAACUUACCAGCGUAUCAGAUUUUUUAAGUUUAUUUUGUCCUGAAUGUAAUUAUACAACACCAAUAAAUAAUUACAAAUUAGAACCGUCGACUUUUCAUAUAAAGGAUGGUGUUGAAUAUUAUCGUUGUCCCUAUUGUGCCUCAAAGAAUAUUUCUGAUGACGUUCCAUUGAUGGAAUAUAUCUUUUUGUUGAGGUUUGUUCUGACAGAUGGCCAUUAUUUUCUCAUUGCCAACCUUUGGAGGGACGAAGCUGUGAAAUUCUUCAGACAAAUAACCCCAUUGGAAUUUAUAUCAGAUGCAAAUGUUGUGAAUAAAGUUAGAAGCUGCUUGGCGAGAAUUCAUUCACGUCGUAUGAAGAAUAAGAAUAAGACACUGAUUGAAUGCUGCAUCAAAUCCUUUCAUGGACAUAGAUCUGCUGUCUGUUAUGAAAUGUUUGAUACUUUUCUUUCCUAACUGAUAGGAAGCAGUGGUUGUUCCAUUGCGUCAUUAAUUAAUGAGGAUCACCUGAACCCAGAAGAGAACAUUCCAAGCUAAUGUAUAAAAAAAAAAGAAGUCAGCUUGCUUUGCAAUCAUGUGGUUUUCAGUUCAGUCCCAAUGCACAGCAUCUUAGGCAAAUGUCUUCUAUGUUCCCAGCCUGACCAAUGUGGAUAAACGAUUGGUUCCCUCUUUCAUUUUCCUCAUUAUAAACACUGACAAUUCCUUUUUAUGACAAUGUUCUUCAGAAAUAUUUGGAUUCCAGUUGAACGAAAUCUCUCUUCAGAAACUGGUUUUUUAAAACCAAAUGACAAGAAAUACUUGAUCAUACUCAUUGACUAUAUUUAUCCUGUUUUGGUAUUGGACUGUGGCCAUGCUGGGGCACAACCUUGACAGAUUGUCAUUCAAAUGACUAUCAGUCAGGCACCAGGAUUGAUGUGAUUGGCUCCUUUUGCCUCCCACAACUACUGGCCUUUUACCAAGAUUAGAAUUAUUAAGUGUUUGAAACAGGAAUAUUAAUGGAAGGAUUUUAAUUUUGUUCACUAAGGGCAGUUUUAAGUGUCUUAAGGGUUAAAGAUAAGGGUCAUGUUGCUUAGUCAGAAAUAAAGAAAAAAAAAUUUUUAUGUUUUUUUC
Octopus bimaculoides (California two-spot octopus) is the source of this 2398-nucleotide messenger RNA. RefSeq lists its product as uncharacterized. Lineage: Eukaryota; Metazoa; Mollusca; Cephalopoda; Octopoda; Octopodidae. Gene Ontology annotation, molecular function: telomerase inhibitor activity; G-rich strand telomeric DNA binding. Gene Ontology annotation, biological process: telomere capping; regulation of telomere maintenance via telomerase. The record is from RefSeq and is a predicted model, not a curated record. Gene Ontology annotation, cellular component: chromosome, telomeric region; nuclear telomere cap complex.